CAGACAGACCGCGAGCAUCCAUCGCGCUGGUCGAACGUACCAUCAGGUCACUGGUUCAAGGUCACGAUCGCAUCGUCUCCGAAAUAGUUGCAAAUCGAAGUGUUUUCGCGCUCGUUUUGAUUUUAUUUUUAAUUAUUACGGCGCGGCUGAAGGCCGCUCCCAUUCGUCGUGCACAUGCCGACUAGCUCGUGCAAUCGCGCGCGCGCCGCAACGUAGAUCAAAACAAGAUAUUUGUUGCAACGUAUCUUGAUUUUUCCGUGCUGCAAUGGCUUCCAAGGUUCUCGUUCCGACUUCUCCCUUCGCCAAACUGCAGGUGAAGAAGUCACCCCCAGAAGCAGCAUCCAGCGGUUUCUUCGUCGGCGCAGACGCGGGCGCGCGUGUUGCCCAUCUGGAGCACAGCGUGCGCUUCCUGCAAGAGCAGCACCGACAGAUGUUGAGCGGGCUGCACGCUGAGAUAGAGGCACUACGAGAAAGGAAUCGAGAUCUUCAGUUUCAACUAAUUUUCAACAAAGAUUCUGCACCAAAAUCCAGUGCUACAAUCGGUGACGAGCCCGCGGUGAUUAACGAGGAGGUACAGUCUCUGCGCGUGGACGUGUGCCGCUUGGAGCGCGAGGCGGCGGCGGCGCGCGGCGAGGCGCGGGCAGCUGAGGCCCGUGCCCUGCAGCUGCAGAAGCAACUGGACGCCCUCACUGUGAAGCUGAAGACACUAGAUUGCCGGUCGGGCGAGGGCGAGGGCGAGGGCGGGGGCGAGGCAGAGAGCGGCGCGGGUGGCGGGAGUGGGGGCGGGGGCGAGAGCCGGGGCACGCUGCGCGCGCGGCUUGCGGACGCGGAGAGGCUGGUGCGGCGGCUGCGCGGCGACGCCGAGCGCCAGCGCAGAGAGGUACACGCCGGCGCAGCGGCCGCGGCGGCCCCGGGCGGCGCGGUCACGAACCUCUUGUUCGACGGCGCCGCCGCCCGACACGCACACCUGCAAUGUAUGAAGAACUCACUCCAGGCGACCGUGCGCGCCGGCGCCUUCGAUAGUUUCGGCUUCCAGAACACUUACGCCUUCCCUCCCAUGCAGGACUACUGGGUUGACACAUUAGCUGAAGAGGUGCCGCGCGGGGGACGACGGCGUCCCCUGGCUCUACCGGAGCUGGUGCCACAUAGAGCUACUAUAUUUGCCAAUCCUCAUGCACGCGGGAGAAGUUACGGAUAUGAGAAGAGCAAAAAAACGUCAGUGACCAACGGCGAUACUGUUAAUGGGAAGCCGGCUGAAGAACAUCAUGAACAGACCCGAUUAAAAGAGUUAAGCACUGACAAUUUAUCGAAAAAGAAUGAUAAAAAAGUGGACUCUAUGGUUACGUAUCCAGAGUUGAAAAUUGUGGUUACAAAAAUAAUACCACACGGAAAGGUGAACGUGACGGGUGCGGGUGGUGCGGGGGGUGCGGGUCCCGCAGGGGAGGCGCGCCCCCGCCCGCGCCGCCACCACCGCAAGCACGCCACAGACCACACGUAACCUAUCAUACCUACCAAACUAUAUGUCUCAAUUAUCCAUGACACUGACCUCUGUAUUCCAUGGGAUAGGCUGUAAGCCGUGGUAUUUUGUGCCUAUUUGAUUAUCGCCAUUUUGGCGAUGACGGUAGCGAUGUUGGAAACUCGAACUAAUUGGAGGAAGAAUUAGCCGAUAAUAACUUCAGUUGGCGCUUUAAAUUCUGAAUUAAGAAAAGCUGUCAUUUCUAAGUACUGACUAUGUAGCGGAUAUCUAGAGGUCAGUGAUCUAUGACGAUAGACCAAUGUAAAACACCACGUCUUUGAAUUAGUACCAUUUUAAUUUAUCGUGUUUUCAUAGGUGCAUUUACGUAGUCUAAAAUAGACAAUGUUGUGUGCGUAAAGCACUUAACAAUUGCAAUGAUUUAUCGAUUAUUUUGCUCAACAGAAUUUGUUUUGAUUACUAUUGUUGCACAUAUUACCGUUGACUUUUUUUUGACGUUACAAUGACAAUUAUUUUCCCGCGCUGUCAAACAGAUAAUGACAUUACGAUCAAAGACUAUGUAUUGUUUUUUAUUUGUUGUUAAUUAUUGUUAAUCUGCGCUUUGUGCCGUUCAUUUUUGUUUCUUAUUUUAAAUAAGAAAUUUAAAAAGAUGGAAAUGGUGACAUAAAAUGGUAAGUUGUAUUUGGAGAUCAUAGACAUACAGUGAAACAAAAGCGAAACGCACACACAAAUGUCGUUAGUUCUCGAAAGUUUAAAAAUUACUUAUGAUAUGUCAAUUGUAUAAUAGAAAAAAAGUUUCAAAAUAAUAGAUGAUGUAUAUGAAAAAAAUCUGAUAUCAAAUUUUGUAGGAAUCAUUUGGAAUAAUAAGAGUAAUCGUUUAUCACGCAUAUGCCUUCCCUUUCCACCCAUUUUUAAAUGUAUAUUCGAUAAUUAUUUAAUGUGCUCAAUAUUAUAUUUUUUCCUUUAUAAUAGUAUGAUAAUCAUUCCAAAAUUAACUAUUUACUGCUGCAGGAAUUCCACAAAACACGAUAUUCCAUCUCCACGAAAUAUGAAAGUUGUGAAAAGUAUGAUGUAAGACAGGAUUUUGACUGCUGGACCAUCAGAAAACUAAUUGUCAUCGGUUUCACUUCAGAGAGAAUGAAAGAGAUGGCAAUAUGUUUCGGCAUUCAAAACCGACGGUUAUAAUUGCGCGCGGAAAUCUUUUAACAUUGAUUAAAAACAUCUUGUUCACAUAAGCGGCAUGACAUUUUAAUGUACAAGUUUCUAGUCAUUUAAAAACCAUAGAGUAACAAAGAUUAUGUAAUUAAAAUAUGUUAAACUUGGUACAUUUCUUACAAAUAAUAUUAAUCCAAGUUCAUGUAUCCAUUUUAACUGUAAAAUACUAUUUUUAUUCUAUAAAAAGAACUUUCUCUAUGUGACAUUGCACUGUUUCUCAUAACUUUAAUAUAAUCAUUCCAAUUUAUUAUUUUUUAAUUGAUAGAAAGUUUCGAGAACGCGUUUUUGUGCCGCUAGUGUGAAAAUUAGUCCUUAGCUACAUUUAUGAGAGUGAUUGUAAACCUUCGAAACGCUAUAUUUGUAGCCUUAUCCAUAUUAAUCUAAUUAAUAAAUUAUAUAACUAUAAUUAUUGAUAUAUUAAUAUAUUUAUUGCGAUUC
Molecule: messenger RNA, 3127 nt
Organism: Papilio xuthus (Asian swallowtail)
Lineage: Eukaryota; Metazoa; Arthropoda; Insecta; Lepidoptera; Papilionidae
Exons: 10
Coding region: 266-1498 (410 amino acids)
Source: RefSeq, a predicted model, not a curated record